Lactuca saligna is the source of this 657-nucleotide messenger RNA. NCBI's taxonomy places the organism in Eukaryota, Viridiplantae, Streptophyta, Magnoliopsida, Asterales, Asteraceae. The record is from the annotation of a GenBank genome assembly.
AUGUUUUCAUCGGAAACCGGCAAAUGGAUCAGCUACAAAUUACCUUGCCCUAUUCCCAUCCAAUGGUCGGAACUGGCGGAUGGCCCAAUCUAUUGCUACGGGGCUCUCCAUUGGGAAGUACGUUAUAAUGGCCUGCUUGCAUUUGAUCCUUACAAAGAUCCAAAAUCUGUUCGCCUAAUUCCAUUCCCAGAUGACAGAGAUCUCCUGAGUAAGUAUUUAGACAGUUCUUCUCAAUUAUGUGGGGAGAGCCAAGGGACCCUUCGUUAUUUCGAGGUGGCUCAUGGUCGCAAGCAGUUCUAUUUGUUCAGCAUGUGGGCUAUGAAUGAUUAUGAGAAAGGAGAAUGGUGUUGUGAGUUUAAGUUGAGACGCAGCGAUCUGGAAUUGAGUAAUUGGCUGACUCGGUACGGAUGGUUUAUUCCUUUAUCGUUUCAUCCGUUAAAUCCAAAUGUUGUGUAUUUGUAUUGCAUGGAGCCUGAGCGUAUUGUGUCGUAUAAUAUUCUGAAUAGAAGGCUCGAUUUUGCUUCUAAACCGAAUGACCGCGGUCAAAGUCUUCAUUCUGUGAUCCCAUUUGUGUUGCCAAGAUGGCCGGUGCUUGUUCCAAUUGCCACUUUUAAAAGCAAAAAAAAAAAAAAAAAAAAAGUAAAGUGCAGAAAUUAG